Hevea brasiliensis (rubber tree) is the source of this 1983-nucleotide messenger RNA. RefSeq lists its product as uncharacterized. Gene Ontology annotation, molecular function: zinc ion binding; nucleic acid binding. Lineage: Eukaryota; Viridiplantae; Streptophyta; Magnoliopsida; Malpighiales; Euphorbiaceae. The record is from RefSeq and is a predicted model, not a curated record. The transcript is spliced from 4 exons. The coding region runs from base 1 to 1983 and encodes 660 amino acids.
AUGUCUAAUGACGGAGAGGUGCCUCCACCAGUUCCAAGAGAGCAAAUUGCUCAGAUCACACAAGCUUUGGCAAAACUAGUUGCACUCCAGCCACAAAGAGAGCACAAUGGUCCUAGGCAGCAAGGGCAUGGUGAUGAUGAUGAAGAACCUAGAGUUGAAAAAGGUGCUUAUUAUCAGCACCUGCCUAGGCAUCCACAUGGCCAAAGAGACAACAUCAAGAUGAAGAUUCCAACCUUUCGAGGUACCUGCUCACCUGAAGAGUACCUAGAAUGGGUACAAAGAGUUGACAAAAUCUUUGAGUAUCAGGAAUACAGUGAAGCAAAGAAGUGCAAACUUGCUGCCAUUGAGUUUGUUGAUUAUGCAAACUUAUGGUGGGUGAACAUAAAGGCUCAAAGAUGUAGGGAUGGGCUUGAUGAUGAUGUGAUCAAACUUGCCAUUAAGGUUGAAAGGCAAAGAAUGAAAGGUGGAUACAAGGGCACUACUACCAAAACAUUCACAAAACCUUCUAAUACUAGCACCCCACUUACUAGUGAUAAAGGUGGCAUGAAAAAGCAUGACAAAGGGGAGAGCUCUGCCAAAGCACCAGUUGGUGUAAGCAAGGGCAAGGAGAAGGAAGUAGAUCUAGCCCCUCCCAAAAGAAAUAGAGACAUAAAAUGCUUCAAGUGCCUUGGCCAUGGACACAUUGCUUCAGAAUGUUCCAACAAGAGAGUAAUGGUGUUGAGGGAAGCCCAAUGGGAGCUAGAGAGUGAAGAUGAGAGAUGCAAAGAGGAAGAGAAUCAUGAAGCAUAUGGUGAUGAGGAAGUAGAGUAUGCUGAUGUUGGGGAGAUGUUAGUGGUCAGAAGAACCUUAAGUUCUCAUGCAAUAAAAGAGGAAGAGCAAAGAGAGAACAUCUUCCAUACUAGAUGCACAAUUCUCAAUAAGGUAUGUAAUGUCAUUAUUGAUGGCUAUACUAAUGUUGCUUCUACUACCUUAGUUGAGAAACUUAAUCUACCCACCUUAGUGCAUCCUCAUCCUUAUAAAUUGCAAUGGCUGAAUGAUGAUGGUGAUGUUAAGGUGACUAAGCAAAUAGUUGUUCCUUUCUCCAUAGGCAAGUAUAAAGAUGAAGUUGUGUGUGACAUUGUGCCCAUGAAUGCUAGCCAUUUGUUGUUAGGGAGGCUAUGGAAAUUUGAUAGAAGGGCUAUCCAUGAUGGUUUUAAAAAUACUUAUUCUUUUAUGAAGGAUGGGAAAAGAAUUGUAUUAGCCCCUCUUAGUCCCCAACAAAUUUAUCAAGAACAGCUGAUUAGUAACAAACAAAAGAAAGAGAGUUUAUUCCUCAACAAGGUUCCUCCCAUAGUGGCUGAACUAUUGGAAGAAUUUGAAGAUGUUUUUCCUGAAGAAUUGCCAGAGGAACUACCUCCCCUUCGUGGCAUUGAACAUCAGACUGAUUUAAUUCCUGGAGCGGCAUUACCAAAUAGACCAGCCUACAGAAGCAAUCCCGAAAAGGCUAAGGAGUUGCAUAAGCAAGUUAUGGAGCUAUUGAAAAAGGGUUAUGUUCGUGAGUCCAUAAGCCCAUGCUCUAUUCUAGCUUUGUUGGUGUCUAAAAAGGAUAGUUCCAUGCACAUGUGUGUUGAUAGUAUGGCCAUCAGUAAAAUCACUGUAAAGUAUCGCUAUCCCAUCCUUAGACUUGAUGAUAUGCUUGAUGAGUUACAUGGUGCUGUUAUCUUUUCAAAAGUUGAUCUGAAAAGUGGUUACCAUCAAAUUCGAAUAAAGGAGUGGGAUGAAUGGAAAAUAGCCUUUAAAAUAAAGUUUGGGUUGUAUGAGUGGAUGGUCAUGCCUUUUGGCCUUUCUAAUGUCCCUAGCACUUUUAUGAGACUCAUGAACCAUGUACUUCGCCACUUCAUUGGCAAAUUUGUUGUUAUUUAUUUUGAUGAUAUUUUGAUUUAUAGCAGGAGUUUUGAAGAUCAUCUCAAGUAUCUAAGGGCUAUUUUUGAAGUUCUACACUAA